AUGAUGCGAAUGAAUGGCAUUGAUGAUGCACAUGAAGUUGUUCCAAAAUCUCUUCUCCCUGGCUACGUUCAAAAGGGAUUUUUCUAUCGAUGUGUCCUAAAAGGUGUCUCGCCAGAUUUGGACGAUCUCGGUUUGAUUUCGCAGCCACCACGUGUGGCUCUGGCCUCAAGAGUACAGAUGCCCAAUUUACCCGCUCUGUUACUGCCAAUUGAAGCAAAUGAAUUUAUUCGUGUUCGAAUCGCAUUUGUUGAUGGUACUGGUUUGUCUUUUAUUUAA
This is a messenger RNA of Gongylonema pulchrum, 276 nucleotides long. The record is from the annotation of a GenBank genome assembly. NCBI's taxonomy places the organism in Eukaryota, Metazoa, Nematoda, Chromadorea, Rhabditida, Gongylonematidae.